This is a messenger RNA of Bactrocera oleae (olive fruit fly), 5116 nucleotides long. RefSeq names its product neurogenic locus protein delta (gene Delta). Gene Ontology annotation, biological process: negative regulation of Notch signaling pathway; Notch signaling pathway; cell communication. Gene Ontology annotation, molecular function: Notch binding; calcium ion binding. Gene Ontology annotation, cellular component: plasma membrane. The record is from RefSeq and is a predicted model, not a curated record. Lineage: Eukaryota; Metazoa; Arthropoda; Insecta; Diptera; Tephritidae.
GGUUGUUUUGCUCGCAGCGUUGUUGAAGUUUUGCGGGCGGCAGCAAUUUGGCGACGUAGCGUAGCGGCAGUUUUGAAUUGAAGUUUGCGUGAUGAACAUCGUCGGGUUCUGCGCAUCGCACAACGCUAACAAAACCUGAAGCAAACACACAACAACAACAUUUUUACAACUUUGCUGCUAGAGUUCUAAAAAGUAAUUAAAGCAAGAAGUGCUAGAAGACGCACCAAGCUAACACGAUAAACACAAGAAUAUUUGCUGAAUUUUUACGCGAUAGUGCAGUGGCGCCCUCAAUGAAGCAAUCAAAAAUGUAUUAAGCGAAAUAUUUAAAAAUUUUAAAUUAUUGAAAAUAAAAAUUGAGAAAAUACAAAGUGAUACAAGUGCAUUUGCAUAAGAAGACAGAAAAAGUUCUGCGUUAAAGAAAUUGCAUUGAUAAAUUGGAUUGAAAAAGUAGUUCAAUUGUUCACAAUCAUUCCAUGUGCUUUUGUGCUGCGAAUUAGUUUUCCGGAAAACUCAUACGGACUUGCGUUAGUGAAAAAAGCGUGGAUACGCGUCAUUUGAUAGAAAGCUAAAAACUUUUAAUUAUAGUGCUGCAAACGCUUUGAAAAAUAAAAGAACAAACUUAAAAAAAUAAAGCGACCGUGCGUAAAACAAUUUCUUUUAUAAAAAAAAUAUUCUGCAGCGAUACGCAAGUGUACCGUUACUUUGCAUAAGACGGUCAACGUCGACGACGCCGCUGAACACGCACGCAAGCGAACUGCGCAGCGUGCAAAUGUCAAAAGUUCACGUGCUGUCGCCCACGCAAGCAAAUGCUGAUGAGUAGAAUAACGUUAUUUUUUGUAAAAAAGCCUAAAAGCUGAAAAUCAUUUAAAGAAAAAAAAACACACUCCAAGCGAAAUAAUGAACAAACGUAAAUAGUGCAAACAACCAAAAAAAAAAGGUAAAGUGGAAGCUUAUGUAGCGUAGAAACCAAUAAACAGUAGCUAUGAAACACAUAAAGCAUGCAAGCGGUUAAAUAAUAUUAAAGAAAACUUAAUUAAAAAUAAGUUUGUCUACUUACACUGCAGCAGUUGACAAGCGCAUAGCCAUGCUGAGCUAACAGUUCAUAAAGUGUUUAAUAAAAAAACUCAAAAAAUUUAGCUGCUAAAUACAUUUUAUAUUAAAUAAUUAAAUAUAUUUUUUAUGUAUGUUAAAUGCUGUGCAAAAACUAAAACUACGAAAGAGUGUGUGUGUUAAGAACAAACGGCUAAUUGCUUUUCUGCACAAGAAUGAUGUUUGUUGGCAAAAACAGGCAGUAACUAACAAAUUUUGUUACAAAUAAGCAACGCUUUUGAAUAUUCAAUGCCAUAUUAAAGGAUAUUUAUAUAAAAUAAAAAAACACACUGCACCGAAAGUAUUCGGACAGCGCAGCAGCUGAUAUAGGAGACAAUUUUCAAACGUUAAAUACGCGCAAUUGGAUUAAAUAUUUACAAGGAUUAACGACAAAGAAAACAACGCAAAUAUAUCAAAAUGAAUUGGAUAAAACUGAUAUCAGCGACGAUUCUAACGCUCUUUGUCAUUGUCAAUGAGGUUCACAGUUCCGGUUUGUUCGAAUUACGUUUACGCUAUUUCAACAACGAUUACGGUCGCGAUAGCGAAGGCAAUUGCUGUAGCGGCAUUUCCGAUCCGCAAACAGGCAAAUGCAUCGGUACAUGUAAGACACGGUUUCGCGUUUGUCUCAAACACUAUCAAGCCAAAAUCGAUACGACAUCACAGUGUACGUACGGUGACGUUGUGACGCCGAUACUCGGUGAGAAUUCGGUAAAUCUAACGAAUACGCAAAAAUUCAAAAGCAAAGGCUUUACGAACCCCAUUCAGUUCGCUUUCAAUUUUGCAUGGCCGGGCACGUUCACACUAAUCGUCGAGGCAUUGCAUGACACGAAUAACAGCGCUAAUACGCGCUCAAACAAUCUUCUAAUCCAACGCUUAUCGUUGCAACAAGUACUCGAAGUAUCACCCGAGUGGAAAACGAAUAAAAGCGAAGCUCAAUACACCUGGUUGGAAUACGAUUUUCGCGUUACCUGCGAUGCGCAUUAUUACGGAGCGGGCUGUGCUAAUUUGUGCCGGCCACGUGAUGAUCCCUUUGGACAUUACACUUGUUCGGAAAGCGGUGAAAUCAUCUGCUUGACUGGCUGGCAGGGUGAUUAUUGUGAUAAAGCCGAGUGCACGAAAGGCUGCGAGCAUGGCCAUUGCGACAAGCCCAAUCAAUGCAUUUGUCAAACAGGAUGGAAGGGACAGCUCUGCAACGAAUGCGAACCUUACCCGGGUUGCGUGCAUGGAACUUGCAACAAACCAUGGAAAUGCAUCUGCAAGGAGGGCUGGGGUGGUCUGCUCUGCAAUCAAGACUUGAACUACUGCACCAAUCAUCGUCCUUGUCAAAAUGGCGGCACCUGCUUUAAUACCGGUACGGAUCUAUACACCUGCAAAUGCCCACCGAACUUCACCGGGACCGAAUGUCAGAAUGAGAUCACCUCAUGCAAGGAAGGUAAUCCCUGUCAAAAUGGCGGUGUCUGUCACGAUGAAGCCUCAAAUCGCGGUUACAAAUGUGAGUGUCUGAAGGAUUGGGGCGGCCCAUUGUGCGAGGAGAAAGUAAUCACUUGUUUGGACAAACCCUGUCGCCAUGGCAGCUGUCGCAACACCACGAAAGGAUUCCAAUGUGACUGCCCGAGCGGUUACAGCGGACGCAUCUGUGAACUUCAUGUAGACAACUGUAAUCCGAAUCCCUGCCAGAAUAGUGGUAUCUGUUUCAUGACUUCGUCCGGCAAUCACAAGUGCCAGUGUCGCAGCGGUUUUACGGGCAACAUGUGCGAGCAGAAUAUCGAUGAUUGUCAGGGCAACCCUUGUCAUAACGGCGGCACUUGCAUUGAUAUGAUCAAUCAAUUCCGUUGUCAAUGCGUACCCGGCUACUUGGGUUCACUAUGCUCGGAUAAAGUGGAUUUAUGUUUGACCAAACCUUGCGCCAACGGCGGCACCUGCACGAACCUGAACAACGAUUACAAAUGCACAUGCCGCGCUGGUUUCACAGGUAAAGAUUGUUCGAUUGACAUUGACGAAUGCAUGUCGGCGCCCUGUCGCAACGGUGGCACCUGCGUAAAUCGCGUCAACAGUUUCCAUUGCGUUUGCGCCAACAACUUCCACGGCAAACAAUGCGAGGAGGAGUCCUAUGCGUCCGCGUCGUACAACGCACGUCAAUACGAGUCCACGCCACAGGCACGCAGCGACGGUUUGACAAGUGGACAGGUCUUUCUCAUUGCCAUACUCUCGGUCGCUAUGCCUGUGGUGGCGGUGAUCGCUGCGUGCGUAGUGGUCUGCAUGAAGCGCAAGCGUAAGCGCGCACAGGAGAAGGACGAUGCCGAGGCACGCAAGCAGAACGAACAAAAUGCGGUGGCGACGUUGCAUCACAACGCGAAUGUUGGUGGCGGUAUGGGUGUUAUGAGCGGCGUGGUAGGCGGUGUUGGUUUGGGCGUAAAGCGCACUUCGUCCUCGGGUCUGACUUUCGACAACUCCAAUCCGAACAUCAUCAAGAAUACCUGGGACAAAUCAGUAAACAACAUUUCAGCAUCGGCGAGCACUGAUGAUUGCCUCAACACUUCGCUAUAUGGCAGCGCGUUAGCCAACUACGCAGCAGACAACAAUGCCAAUUCAGAAUUCUGCGGUGUCGGUCAAAUAGCACCAUUACAACGCGCCAAAUCGCAGAAACAACUCAACACAGAUCCCACACUAAUGCAUCGCGCCUCACAAUUGUUACAUAGUGCCGCAAGCGCCGUAGCUGGUGUCAGCGCUGCUGCUGUGGCUGCCAACGCUGCUGGUGCUGGCAUGAGCGGUGUGGUUGGCGCUAAUGGCGCUGUAGGUGGUGUUGCAACCAAAGAAUAUGCCGUGCAUGGCAACGGCGCUGGCGAAGGAAAACGCAUCUCAGUGCUGGGCGAAAGCGCUUACUGCAGUCAACGGUGGCCAUCGUUAGCGGCAGCCGGCGUGAGUGGCGGUUGCGCGUCCCAAAUGAUGGCUGCCUCAGCGGCGGCGGCGUCUGCGGGGAGCAGUGCCGCGGCGACGGCUGCGCAUCAACAGCAGCAACAGGCGCGCGCCGUAAUGUGUGGCACGCCGCAUAUGUGAGCACAUUGCGCAGGUGAGCAGUUUUUGGCUGUGGCGUCGAAUAAGUUGUGCGUGCGCGGCGUGGUAUGAGGCGUGUGCGCACGUUUUUGGCGCGCUGGUGGGGGCACGCUUAACGCGCUGUUGUAUAUUUGCUACGAAAUUUCUUAAAAACACACACACACAUAUAUAUUUUUUAAAUUUUAUAAUUAUUUUAUGAUUUGCAAAUUUUUCUCUGCUGUGUAAAUGCAAGAAUUUUAGAGCGAAAAUGUGCUGCUACCUUCUCAAUUAUAAAUAGUUAUUUUUUCUUGUAAAUUUUCGCUAUUGAAAUGGACUGACGUUGAUAAGGAAUUUAUUGUAAAAAGCCGUAUAAUUAAUUAACAAUAAUUAGGCUUAAGUAAUUUAGUUGUGCGCACGAGCGAGCGAUCGUACGAAAGCGACUGGCGUGCAGACGAAUUCGAAAAAGAUUCGGACAAAAUAAUUUAGAAAUUUAGUUGAAAACGAAAUGUAUUAAAAUUUAACAAGUAUGCGUGUGCUUUGUAGUACUUAUAAAAAAAUUGACCUUAGUGUUAUGAAAUUUUUUAAUUGUCGAAUUAAUUUACUAAAUUGUAAUAUUUAUUAAGCGAUAAGCAUAGAAUUUUGACGCAUUCCGCAAGUAGCAAACGACGAGUAUUUUUGCAUGACGCAGACGCACAACUGCCGCAUUGAGUUUAAGCAGUUACUUUGGGCACACACUGCAUAUUGGCAGUGCAUAUUUUCGCACUUAACCUCAAAAUUUCGUAAUUUUUUUCUUUCUAUUUUUUUUUUUUUAUAAGUUUUUCUUACCUUGUGGCGGAGCGCGCCGAUUGCUGUGACGAUAUUUGAAUUAAAGUAAUGCUAGUAUUUAAAGUUAAAGCCUAAAUGACAAAGCCGCUCUGCUGUGCAAAAGUAAAAAAAAAAAAGACAAAAACAAAAAAAUGCCUGUAAACUUGACAUUUUAAACUGUUGCAUGCGU